AUGAUUACACUGACAAGCACAGAGCUGAACUAUCUGGUCUAUAGAUAUCUUAUAGAAGAGGGAUAUUCCCAUGCAUCGUAUGUAUUUGGGCACGAGAGCAUGAUAGAAGACAACCCCGCAGUGCCGCAGCUUCAAAGAGACGCACUAAAGCACUAUAUAAUAAAAGGAAUAGAAAUGGAAUAUGUUGAGAAACACUCAAAUAUGGCCACUGGAAUCCGAAAGUGCACAUCAAAAUACAGCAUAUCAUCGCCUCACAUGUGCAUAGAUCAGGAAAUAGAAAUUCAUCCUGUGUACUUAGAGUCUCAGGAAAGCGAUGUAAGUCUGUGUGCAUGGGCGCAGAAUGGAGAAAUGGUGACAGGCAGCCAGAAUUGUUUGCUGAGGCUGUGGGCCAUGCCGAAUGUAAGAAAAGAGUGGAAGGUAGGGAUUAACCAAAACAAUGCCCACGGUAUAACCGGGGUAGCAAUUGAGUCAGACUCUAUUUUCGGGGGCACAAAGAAGGCUACGACUGUAGUAGGGACAACGCAUAAUGGAGAGCUUUUUGUGAGCAAAAAUGGAAAAGAGUGGAAGGCACAGCAGGGCCACAGGGGGCCGAUUGUUGCUGUCUCGCUGAAGGGUGAGGAGCUGCUGACAGGAGGAUGGGAUGGCUUAUGUAAAAAAUGGAAGGUGGAGAAUAAUUCACUUGUAGAUGUAAAGACCUGGCCACUUCACAAAGGACCAAUUAUGGAUAUUCUGUCAAUGGAGCAGGGAGUUAUGACGUGCAGCGCAGAUGGAACACUUGCGUGCAUAGACCAGCACAGCCAGGAAAACCAAAUAGUCAAGCUGGCAGCGCAUGAUGGAGAAAUAAACUCCAUGGUAGAGAUGCAUGGGAGAAUUAUCUCGUGCUCAGACGACAAAAAGCUGAAGAUAUGGAAGUUCAAGGAAAAGGAUCCUUUGAAUGUCUUGACAGGACACACGCAGGAGGUGUAUUCCAUUGCAAGUGCAACAAACAUAUUUGCCUCUGGGUCAUUUGAUGCUACAAUAGGGCUCUGGUCGCCAGAAAGAUCAGAAGCCCUGAAUUUCCUGAUAGGCCACGAGAAGCCCAUAUACACAGUAGACUUUUCAAAGGACGAGACCCUUCUGGCAUCAGGUGGGCUUGAUCCUGUGGUGAAACUGUGGGACAUUCGGUCAAACGAGCUGGUGAAGGAGUUUGACAUUGGGGCUGCAAUCUAUCAGAUUGAGUUUUCUCCAAAAAACAACACGUUGCUUGUGUGCAGCUCUGACCCACGACCAAUCAUUCUUGAUAUUCGGAAAUAG
Molecule: messenger RNA, 1293 nt
Organism: Nematocida ausubeli
Lineage: Eukaryota; Fungi; Microsporidia
Exons: 1
Coding region: 1-1293 (430 amino acids)
Biological process (GO): regulation of transcription by RNA polymerase II
Cellular component (GO): histone deacetylase complex
Molecular function (GO): transcription corepressor activity; protein binding
Source: RefSeq, a predicted model, not a curated record